CUUCAUAAACAUAACCACAAACCACUAUUUUUCUCACUUACCAAAAUGAACCUCUUCAAAAACCUUCCCAUUUCCUUCUACUUUCUUGUCACUGUUUUCAUUGCCUUAGCCCAUGCAGCCAGAUUUGAUAUAACAAACAAUUGCCCCUAUACAGUAUGGGCUGCAGCUGUGCCUGGUGGUGGUAGGCAGCUUAACUCACGUCAGUCUUGGCCCCUUGAUGUGAACGCUGGCACAGCAGGGGCUCGCAUUUGGGCCCGAACUGGGUGUAGUUUUGAUGGUUCUGGUCGUGGCAGAUGUCAAACCGGUGACUGUGGUGGCCUUCUUCAAUGUCAGGGCUAUGGUGCAGCCCCAAACACCCUUGCCGAAUUCGCAUUAAACCAAUUUCAAAACAAGGAUUUCGUUGACAUCUCUCUUGUUGAUGGAUUCAAUGUUCCUAUGGAAUUUAGUGCCACCUCUGGUGGUGGGUGCAAUAAGAAUGGAAUGAGAUGUACUGCUGAUAUCAACGGGCAGUGCCCCACUCAGUUGAAAACUUCUAGCGGGUACUGUAACAACCCUUGUACUGUUUUCAAAACUAAUGAAUAUUGCUGCAAUUCUGGGAGCUGUGGACCUACAAAUUUUUCCAGAUUUUUCAAGGAUCGGUGCCCCGAUGCUUAUAGUUAUCCUAAGGAUGAUCCAACAAGCUUAUUCACAUGCAACGGUGGGUCUAACUAUAGGGUAGUUUUCUGCCCUUGAAGCACUUCUUUCCUCUAGUAAAAGGCAUUGAACUAGUAGCUAGUAUAUCCAAAUCCAAUAAUUGGUGUAAUAAAAACUUGAAAUGUUUGAAUGAAAGGAGACGAAGGGAAAGGAUAUGGCAAGAUAACUAGAAUAUACUAAAUUUUAGUAAAUUUCGGUCACCUUUCCCUUUAAUCUCCCUCUAUUCCAAACAUUGAGGGCUUGUGAGCUUUGAGCACCUGUAGUAUUGUGCAUAUUCCAUUUUAUAAGGCGGUUAAAUAUCUGCACCCUCGAAGCAGUUCUUUCUUCUGGUGAGAGACAUAGAACUAUCAGCC
This is a messenger RNA of Quercus lobata, 1046 nucleotides long. Its product is annotated as protein P21-like. Lineage: Eukaryota; Viridiplantae; Streptophyta; Magnoliopsida; Fagales; Fagaceae. The transcript has a single exon. The record is from RefSeq and is a predicted model, not a curated record. The coding region runs from base 46 to 732 and encodes 228 amino acids.